UCUAAAAUCCAUCCCUUUCAUUUCCUUCAACAAAACUUAGGGCUUUCAUUUCCCUACUCGAAAUUCCCCAAAUUUUCCUAAAUUAAAGAUUAGGGUUUCCAAAUCAUCAUCAUCGUGGAACAAUGAGAGGUCAAGAUUUGAUAAAUACAGUAUUACCAGAAGAGUUACUCUUAGAGAUAUUCAGUCAUAUCGAAGGAUCAAAAUCUGAUUGUGAUUCCUGUUCCUUAGUUUGUAAAAGAUGGAUGAAAUUAGAAAGGGUUAGUAGGCGUACACUUAGAAUUGCUGGUUCUUCUGGUAAUCCACCAGAUGUUUUGAUUAAAUUAUUAGUUGAGAAAUUUGUUAAUGUUAGAAAUGUUUUUAUUGAUGAGAGAUUACCGGUUUCAAUACCUCCUAAUCAUUCUACGUACUCGUAUAGGGGGCAUUCGUAUUCCCGGAGUAAACCUAUUAAAGGAAAAGGUCGUGGUAGAAAAGCGGCUAGCUCAUCUUCAAAAGCUGGUGUUAUUGGGGCUGAGAAUAGUGGGUCUGAAGAACUUGAUGUAGAACCAUUUACCUUAUCAGAUGCUGGUUUGACUUCUCUUGCUCAGAUUGUUAGAUUAGAAAAGUUGAGCUUAAUCUGGUGCUCUAACGUGAGAAAUGAAGGACUAACAUCUCUGGCUGAGAAAUGUCGGAAUCUGAAAUCCUUGGAUUUACAGGGUUGUUAUGUUGGAGAUCAAGGUAUAGCAGCUGUGGGUCAGUGGUGUAAGCAACUUGAAGAUUUAAACUUGCGUUUUUGUGAAGGCUUGACCGAUGCAGGUUUAGUUGAAUUAGCUCCUGGCUGUGGAAAAUCGCUAAAAACUCUUGGAAUAGCAACUUGUGCAAGAAUAACUGAUACUUCAUUAGAAGCUAUUGGAUUGUAUUGCACCUCUCUUCAGACAUUGUCACUGGAUUCUGAUGUGAUCAAGAACCAAGGGGUGCUUUCCAUAGCUAAAGGAUGCCCAUCUUUGAAAGUUCUGAAGUUGCAUUGUGUAAAUGUCACAGAUGAUGCUUUACUAGCUGUUGGUGCCUACUGCGUGUCAUUGGAGUUGCUGGCUUUAAACAGUUUUCAGAGGUUUACUGACAAGAGUCUCCUUUGCAUUGGGCAGGGUUGCAAGAAGCUCAAAAAUCUUAUGAUAAGUGAUUGUUAUUUCUUAACCGACAUGAGCCUCCAAGCAAUUGGGUCUGGUUGUUCAGGGCUGACACAUCUUGAAGUUAAUGGAUGCCACAAUAUUGGAACACUCGGAUUGGAGUAUAUUGGAAAAUCUUGCCCGCAGCUUUCUGAACUGGCGUUACUCUACUGCCAGAGAAUAGGCAAUGAUGCUCUUCUUGAAAUUGGCAGAGGCUGUAAAUUGUUACAAGCUCUUCACUUGGUGGAUUGUUCAAAUAUAGGAGAUGAUGCCAUAUGCCAUGUAGCUCGGGGUUGUAAGAAGUUGCAGAAGCUUCAUAUUCGUCGAUGUUAUGAGAUUGGAGACAGGGGAAUCAUAGCUGUUGGUGAGAACUGUCACUAUCUAACAGAUUUGAGCCUUCGAUUUUGUGAUAGGGUUGGAGAUGAUGCCCUUAUUGCUAUUGGUCAGGGCUGUCCUCUACUAGAGCAGUUGAAUGUUAGUGGGUGCCAUCAAAUUGGUGAUGAUGGACUUGUAGCCAUUGCGAGGGGAUGCCCUAAGCUUGUUCACUUAGACGUAAGCGUUCUUCAGCAUUUGGGGGAUCUGGCAUUGGCGGAGAUAGGGGAAGGUUGCCCGUUAAUAAAGGAUGUAAUACUAUCUCACUGUCGGCAAAUAACCGACUUUGGUUUAGCACAUCUUGUAAAGAACUGUACCCUACUUGAGACCUGCCACAUGGUUUAUUGUCCAUUAGUGACUUCAGUUGGAGUUGCCACCGUGGUUUCAACUUGUGUCAACUUAAAGAAGCUUCUGGUUGAAAGGUGGAAGGUCAGUCAAAGGACACGACGAAGGGCUGGUUACGUUUUAUCUUACCUUUGUGUUGACCUUUAGUAUUCUGGGUCUCCUCCCUGUUUGUACAUUAGUGUAUAAAUAAACUUUGCUUCUAUAUCCAGCCAAUGUGGGAUCACCAAAUUAGUGCCGUCAUAAAGGGCAAAGCAUGUUAAGGUUAUACUUUUCAUGUUUCGUUGUUUAUUUAAUCUUGUAUUUCUUUUCCAAGUCCUCGGUGAUGUGUUAAUAUACCACUGUGUACAACUACUAACAAUAAAAUGUUCUCAGAGACAUUUGAUUGUACUUUAUUUAUUUUUUUGGCAAAGGAUGUGUAUACUUGGUUAUUUCAUACUAUAUAAAUGUUCUGU
Papaver somniferum (opium poppy) is the source of this 2311-nucleotide messenger RNA. Its product is annotated as F-box/LRR-repeat protein 4-like. Bases 123 to 2006 code for a protein of 627 amino acids. The transcript is spliced from 8 exons. Gene Ontology annotation, cellular component: SCF ubiquitin ligase complex. Lineage: Eukaryota; Viridiplantae; Streptophyta; Magnoliopsida; Ranunculales; Papaveraceae. Gene Ontology annotation, biological process: SCF-dependent proteasomal ubiquitin-dependent protein catabolic process. Gene Ontology annotation, molecular function: protein binding. The record is from RefSeq and is a predicted model, not a curated record.